UCGAAAACAUCGCACCGCCAUCGUUGAACUUCCUUUCCACGACGUGGUUUCCAAAAUGCAGAAGAAACAAAAGGAACCUAUUCAGUCCGUGCAAGUCUUCGGACGCAAAAAAAGUGCAACGGCGGUUGCUUACUGUAAACGGGGCCGUGGAAAUCUCCGUGUAAAUGGACGGCCGUUGGAAUUGGUAGAACCUCGUGUGUUACAGUAUAAAUUACAAGAACCAAUUUUGUUACUUGGCAAGGAAAAGUUCUCUGGAGUUGACAUCAGGGUAAGAGUAAGCGGUGGUGGUCACGUUGCCCAAAUAUAUGCUAUUCGUCAAGCUAUUUCUAAAGCUCUUGUAGCAUACUAUCAAAAAUAUGUCGACGAAGCAAGUAAAAAGGAAGUAAAAGAUAUUCUAAUUCAGUAUGAUCGUACACUUUUGGUUGCUGACCCAAGGCGGUGCGAGCCAAAGAAGUUUGGUGGUCCAGGUGCCAGGGCACGCUACCAGAAAUCUUACCGUUAAUUUACAAAUUUCACACUUUAUUCAUUUUAUUGAAUAAAAAAAUUUAAAAACAA
Megachile rotundata (alfalfa leafcutting bee) is the source of this 555-nucleotide messenger RNA. It is a transcript of the gene RpS16, whose product is annotated as ribosomal protein S16. Gene Ontology annotation, biological process: translation; maturation of SSU-rRNA from tricistronic rRNA transcript (SSU-rRNA, 5.8S rRNA, LSU-rRNA). Lineage: Eukaryota; Metazoa; Arthropoda; Insecta; Hymenoptera; Megachilidae. Gene Ontology annotation, cellular component: cytosolic small ribosomal subunit; ribosome. Gene Ontology annotation, molecular function: RNA binding; structural constituent of ribosome. The record is from RefSeq and is a predicted model, not a curated record.